Messenger RNA from Rhipicephalus microplus (southern cattle tick), 525 nucleotides. RefSeq lists its product as uncharacterized. NCBI's taxonomy places the organism in Eukaryota, Metazoa, Arthropoda, Arachnida, Ixodida, Ixodidae. The record is from RefSeq and is a predicted model, not a curated record.
AUGUUGCAGACUGAAGUUACAGCGUUGAAAGGUAAUCUUCAACUACAUCAAAGGCGUCUGGAUGAUUUAGAAGAUAGAAGCAGACGCCGCAAUCUUUUUAUUUUUGGUUUUCCUGAACCGCAUCGUGAAAAUGCUACAGAACUAAGAAAGGAGAUAAUCGAGGAACUGAUAGAGGAUAAACUCGGAGUGGUUGUCAACUCUGUGGAAAGAGUACAUAGGGUUGGGAAAAAAUGCCGCGAUAAAGUGCGACCGGUAAUAAUGAAUUUUUUUUACUACAACGAGAAGCUUAAAGUGUUCAAAAACUGUCACAAACUGAAAGGAACAAAAAUCUCGGUAAACCAUGACUUCUGCAAGGCCACUAUAGCAAAACACAGCAAACUCUGGUCUCAUUCCAAUGAUUUCAGGGCGCAAGGUCGCAAAGUAUCGCUUGAUUACGAUAAACUGAGAGUGGACGAUGAUAGAUACGGAUGGGAUGAGCAGAAGGAUUGCCUGAAAUGUAUCCGCCCGCAACGUAACCGCGACUGA